This is a messenger RNA of Labrus mixtus (cuckoo wrasse), 5421 nucleotides long. RefSeq names its product protein EFR3 homolog B. The record is from RefSeq and is a predicted model, not a curated record. The transcript has 23 exons. NCBI's taxonomy places the organism in Eukaryota, Metazoa, Chordata, Actinopteri, Labriformes, Labridae. Gene Ontology annotation, cellular component: plasma membrane. Gene Ontology annotation, biological process: protein localization to plasma membrane. Bases 441 to 2894 code for a protein of 817 amino acids.
AGAAAGAAGGUUGUGCUGUGUGUUUGUAUGUGAGCUGCCUGCAUGUGAACGCUGCAGUGCUCCCUUGAGGAGGAGCACUGUUGCAGAAGACGAACAGGAAAAUCCAAGGUCAUCACAGCACGCUUCUCUCUGACGUUUACCUUCCCUUUCUCAGCCCCCUUUUUUGUGCGCGUGUGUACAUGCCUGUUCGUGUGUGUGUGUCUGCACAGCAGGGAGAGUGUGUGUAAUUCAUUGCAUCAAGCCAGGCUCUGCACCAAUCACGGUGCGCAUUUUAGCUCCAAGCACACGUGCAGGCAUCCAUGCCAGAGAGAGUGGUGUGACUGUGUGUAUUUGUGUCUGCUUCCAGUGCCUCUCGGCACAGCAGUUUGUCUGUUUAAGAGACUGAAGCUGCACUUAGGAAACAAAAACGUCUGUAGUGAGGAACUCCAACACCAGGAGUGAUGUACGGGGUUUGCGGUUGUUGCGGGGCUCUCCGGCCUCGGUACAAGAGACUGGUAGACAACAUCUUCCCAGAAGACCCCGAGGAUGGUCUGGUGAAGGCCAACAUGGAAAAGCUGACAUUUUACGCCCUGUCAGCUCCGGAGAAGCUCGACCGUAUCGGAGCGUACCUGUCUGAGAGACUGUCGAGGGACGUGGCCCGACACAGAUACGGGUAUGUGUGCAUAGCGAUGGAAGCCCUGGACCAGCUGCUGAUGGCCUGCCACUGUCAGAGCAUCAACCUGUUUGUGGAGAGUUUCCUUAAGAUGGUGCGCAAGCUAUUGGAGUCAGACAAACCCAGCCUGCAGAUCCUAGGAACCCAUUCUUUUGUGAAGUUUGCCAACAUAGAGGAGGAUACGCCUUCGUACCAUCGCAGCUAUGACUUCUUUGUGUCCCGCUUCAGUGAGAUGUGCCACUCCAGCUACGAGGACCCUGACAUCCGCACAAAGAUACGCAUGGCAGGUAUCAAGGGUCUGCAGGGUGUGGUGAGGAAGACUGUGAAUGAUGAGCUGCAGGCCAACAUCUGGGACCCUCAGCACAUGGACAAGAUCGUCCCCUCGCUGCUUUUCAACCUCCAGAGUGGAGAGCGGACAGAGAGCCGCUCCCCGUCUCCGCUGCAGGCGUCGGAGAAGGAGAAGGAAAGCCCAGUUGAGCUGACGGAGCGCUGCUUCAGGGAGCUGCUGGGACGAGCCGCCUAUGGAAACAUCAAGAACGCUGUCACGCCCGUGCUGAUGCACUUAGAUAACCACUCUCUAUGGGAGGGGAAGACCUUUGCAGUGCGUUGCUUCAAAAUCAUUAUGUACUCCAUACAGUCCCAGCACUCUCAUCUGGUAAUCCAGCAGCUUCUCGGUCACCUGGAUGCAAACAGCAAGAAUUCAGCCACAGUGCGAGCUGGGAUAGUGGAAGUGUUGCUGGAGGCAGCAGCCAUUGCAGCCAGCGGCUCUGUAGGUCCCACAGUACUGGAGGUGUUUAACACUCUGCUGCGGCAGCUCCGCCUGAGCGUCGAUUACGAGCUCACCGGCUCUUAUGAUGGCAGCACCAACAUCGGCACAAAGAUCAUCAAAGCCCACGAGGAGAGGCAGCUGCAGGAGGCUGUCAUCAGAACCAUUGGUUCAUUUGCAAACACUCUUCCAACAUACCAGAGGUCAGAGGUCAUGCUCUUCAUCAUGGGCAAGAUCCCUGUGCCUGGGGUUCACCCAGCUCUGACCUCCACAAGCUCUGGGCCUGAAGGCACCAGGAUGAUUCAGGUUAUGUUACUGAAGUCCUUGGUUCAGGUGACAGCAGGUUACCAGACCACCAACAUGCUGACAGCACUGCCCAGCUCCUUCCUGGAGCCUCUGCUGUCCUUCUCUCUAACAGAGGAUCCGGAGCUUCGGCUGCUGGUGCUCCAGAUCCUUCUCAGUCUGAUCGACAGGCACGAGAACACACCCAAGUUCUCCAAUAUCAGCAUCCUCGCAGACAUCUCUGUGCUCAAACUCAAAGUCGACAAAUGUUCCAGGCAGGACAACUUGUUCAUGAAGAAGCAUGGCCAGCAGCUGUAUCGACACAUCUACCUGGGUUGUAAGGACCAGAGCAGCGGUCGGCAGCACUACGAGACCCUGUUCACUCUGCUGGGUCUUCUGAGCGUGGAGCUGGCAGUCGAAGAGGUGGUGGUGGACCUCAUUCGCCUGGCACUAGCCUUGCAGGACCUGGCGCUCUCCACAGACGAGGCUCUGCCUGUUUAUAACCGCUGUGCUGUUCAUGCCCUCGCCGCCGCCUACCUCAACCUCAUCUGCCAGCUCACCACAGUGCCGGCCUUCUGCCAGCACAUCCACGAGGUAAUCGAGGCGAGACAGAAAGAAUGUCCUCAUCUUUUGCCUGAAGACGUCUUCAUUGACAAUCCAAAGCUGCCUUCUUCACUGGAGAAGGUGGAAGGGGAUGUGUUGUUUCUCCAGUCGAAGAUCACCGAGGUCCUGGGAGGCAGUGGCUAUAACACGGAGAGACUGGCUACACCUUAUGUCCCGCAGUUUACUGAUGAGGACCGACUGUCCAAGAGGAAGAGUAUUGGGGAGACCAUCUCACUACAAGUGGAAGUAGAGUCCCGAAACAGUCCAGAGAAAGAGGAGCGGACCCCAGCAGAGGAGAUAACAUUUGAAACCCUGAAAAAUGCAAUCGUGGACAGUGUGGGUAUGGAGGAGCAGGAGAGGGAGCGGAGAAGACAAGUGGUGGAGAAGUUUCAGAAGGCCCCCUUCGAGGAGAUAGCUGCCCACUGCGGUGCCAGGGCUACACUACUGCAGAGCAAACUCAAUCAGAUCUUUGAGAUUACAAUCAGACCCCCGCCGAGCCCAUCUGGAACCAUUUCAUCAGGCUAUGGCCAAACCCAGAGUCGAUCUGUUCCCAUCUACGAGAUGAAGUUUCCUGACCUUUGUGUGUACUAGACCUGAAAAUCCAUUGCAAACAUACUGAACUGUUUUAGCAUUAGAGGAAAGGAACAUGAUUUGGAUGGGUGGGGUGGAGGGGGUUGGGAGGGGGGGCGCACAGUUACUCACUGUAAAGGCAUCGUGACCAUUAAAUAGAACAACAGCAGACUGAAGAACAAGCCCUGAUUAACUUAGUGGAAUGAAAUAAUGGCUAAUUAAUCUUCUGAAUGCAGCCUAAAAAAGCUUGCCAACUUAAGAAGAAAAGACAACAAAGCAGUAAAACAUAGUUUCAUUUUAACAUUUUAACUCUUUCCUCAUUAGAUGUCUGUAGAAACUCCACUGGUUGGAUUUUCAAAUUAAAAGUUGCAGGGCAAUGUGAGGAUAAAAUGAAGUGACAGAACUGGAAGUUACUUCUUUGGUUUUAGAAAGAUACUUAAGUUGCAUGUUUUUUAACUGGACAUUUUUUUAUAGCUCUGCAACUUUCUGACAUCCCCCCCCCCCCCCCCCCCCCCCGUUAAGGUCUUUAAAAGGUUGCCAUAGUAACACUUGAAAAGAAACAAGAUUGUCCAUUCUAUUAAUUUAUCUUUUUUUUAUGCUAAACUUUGUUCUAUUGUUUGUUGACUUUAUGACCGUAAAGAGAGUGUAUGAUUUAGAUGAAUCUAAAUGAACUUUUUGUGUAAAUUUAAUUGAAAUAUUGAUAGAUAUAUUUAAAUAUGAUGCUAUUCCUUUCGUUCCCCGUGUUACCACACUCCAGAAAAUAUUUCUCCAGUGUUUUAAUGCUUUCAUGUUUUUCUGUUUUGCCUUUUUAGCAUUAGCCAAAAGUGCUUUUUCUUUUAUGACUGGUAUUUAUUUCUUGCACCUAUUUUGUUUUCUUUUAAUUAUUUAUAGAUUGCUAAUUCAAUGAGGGAUAACCGUCAAUCUGUGUGCUAUCCUCCCAAAGUGAGUGUGCCUUACAGGUGACUCAAGUUAAAACAGUACCAUACACUGCACCAGUCACGUCCGGUCACUAAACUUCUGAAUCAUGUUUACCAGAAACACUAGGAGACAAUUAAGCAUCCUUUAUUUUUCUCCUUUCCAUAUAAAUGUGUAUAUACAGAGAACUAUAUAAAUCUUUAAGCUGAUGUACAGUGUAGGGUUGUGUUGGUGUGUAUAUAUCCUGUAUAUGAAUUCUAAUUUUAGACUGCCACUGCACUGAUUGUGUCCAUGAAUUAUGAAAAAAACGUAUUUAGAAUUCAGAUGUGAAAAUUUGUCGGCAAAUAAUUAACAAGCACCUCAUGAAUCAAAAGGUGAAUUCUCAAUGGUGUGAACAGCUCACAGCAGAGGCCUUAAUCAUCUCGAGGCCAGUAGAUAACACUAGUGAAGGCUGAAAGCAUCCUGCUCAACUAUGAAUUAACCAAUCUUUGCAGAAAAAAGGUUUUCUCUCGCAAAUUCUAAGACAGCACCACAGUCAUGACUUUGAUUGAUGACAUCACACCCUAAGUCCUGCUGCAACAACUUUGCACUCUUUUUACUCCACACUGCUACUGCUGCAGCAUCCGAACUGUCCAUCUUUCUCAUUCAGCAACAUAUAAAUAAGUCUAAAAGCCAUUUUGUGUGCAUGCACACACACAUCACACACACACACACACACACACACACACACACACACACACACACACACACACACACACAGAUAAAGAGAAGUACCAUGGCAAUAAUUUGGCACUAGCCUGGCUAAUAGCCCAACCGUUAGUAGCAGAUGCUUUUCUGUGUUUGAACUUGUACCUUCUGUGCUGUGACGGUUCGGUUUUGUUAAGUUGUGAGAAAAAGUCCCUCCUUCUUCGCACCUGGGCUUCUGUGAAAUAACUGCAUUUCAUGUGGAAGUGUCUCAAGCAUCUUGUUUGAAGUAAAAAGUCUGUCUGGUUUGUCCCUGAUUGUCAAGUGUUACAGUCCAGUUUGUUUUAUUUUUAUUCUUUCUUACAAUGCGAUUUCCCGUGUAUGCAUAUUUCUGUUCACACACAUGCCAGUGUAUCUGAUCGUCUUCAUGUUUACCCUUGUUGUCACUGCAGGUGUGUGUGUUCACAUGUCCAUUUGAAAAACUAUCAUCAAUGUCCAUGACCAAACUCUUCAAACACAGUUUACAGUUUUUUGUGCGGCCACAUUUGUAAAGAGCGAGCUAAGUGAACGCAACAUACAGCUGUCUAAAACCUUCCAGUGACACCUUGUUUGUCAAAUUGUCUUUUUCAGCAUCUUGCGACUUUGCGGUGAAGACCUGUAAAUCUACCAGUGUGCUCGUCGUCAUUGCAUAGCGUAAUGUAAUAUUAACUGACGGUAAUCCAAUCUUACUUUUGUCAUUACAUGUCUGGUUAAUAGAUCUGUUUACAAAGUAGUGCUGUAGGUCAAAUCUAUUCAUUCUGUGAACUUUGCACUUUAAAAACUGGAUAACCUAGUGACAAAGGCAGCUUUUACAUGGAGAAAAUGCCUUAUGAGUGCCAUACCUGACUUUGCAUGCUAGUAGUGUUGAUGUAUUGUACAAUAAAAUUGUCGGUAACCAUAAGCAAUCUGA